GCCAGCCACCAGAUAAAACAAUUAAGCAUCUAGUGUUGUUAUAGUGGCGUUUUUGUUGUGGUCCGCGAGGUGAUCGGUCUUUCCUUGGUUGCUCGAGAGCCGGGAUAUUGCCGGGACACUUAGGUGAUUUAUCAAUGGGGAUUUUUUGGUUUUGUUAAAGGAUUGUUGUAGAUUGCGCGGUUUUUGUUCUUGUGUUUCCAUGUUUUUCGCUCUGUUAUUUUUUUUUCAUCUUAGAAGUGAUGUCGGAUCAGAUUGGCCGAAACUCGUAGCUCGUAGAGAGUCAAUAACGAUGAAGCAGCAUUUAAUUUUCCAUAAUGUGGUCGAACCCUCAAACCAUCGCCUCCCCCGAUAAUAAACGGUAUAUUAAACGACGUGUGCCAAUAAGACCAAGAAAUUAUAGUUCGUUUCGAAUCCUCUACGCCAUCCGACAUGGAAUUGGAAGUGCCCGAGUGUUUUAGAAGGUAUUUGUCGCUUUCAGACUAAAACUCUUCUUAGCGCAAAUAUUUUUACGACCCUAGUGAACUGGUACGUUGUAAAUAUGAGUGUCAACUCGGCGAAAGUGCCUUUUAGUUUGCUGAAACUUUUACAAGUGUGGAUUAUUAUGAUGUGUACUGGACCGAUUAUGUCAGAAAACAACUGGGAUGAUAUCAACAAUAGUACAAAUUACAUUCUGUCGCCUGCUUUUGAUGAUAUAUUUACCAGAGAAAUUCAUGCAUCACUGGGACAAACAUUACUUCUUCCAUGUACAGUUAGAAAUUUAGGAAAUAAAGUGGUAUCCUGGAUAAGGAGUAAAGACUUACACAUACUGACGUCCGGGAGGCACACGUUUUCCAGUGAUAGACGUUUCGAAUCCGUACACACGGAUAGCUCGGGGGACUUUUGGGGAUUACGCAUACGAGGGGCUCUCGUAUCUGACAUGGGACAGUACGAAUGUCAAGUUAACACGGAACCAAAAAUGAGUUUGGCUAUAAGCUUAAUUGUUUCCGUUUCAGGUUAUCGUAACUCUCAGGAAGAAAUGUCCAAUUCGAAGUGGGUCAGUCAAGCCCUAAUAAAAGGCCCGAGCACGGUUUACGUUCAAAACGGGUCCCCUGUGACUCUUUCUUGUGAAAUAUCACCCCUUUCGCUGCAAUCCGGAGUGCAUCGUCUGUUCUUUACCAGCACAGCGAAACCUCUAGUUAGGUGGUUACAUAAUGGUGAAGAACUGUCUUUUGAGUUCACGAAGGAUAAUAUUACAGUGGAGACUGAAUAUAAGGAUAAGGAUCAAAGAAUAUUCAGCAAAAUCCGUCUGUCUGCCGUCUCAACGCUGGAUAGCGGACAAUAUACGUGUAUGCAACCAUCGGUAAAGCCUGACAGUGUAAAGCUCAUUGUGGUUGAAGCAGAACAUUCCGAAGCUAUGCAACGAGACUACCCAAUAACGAUGGAGUCUUCUGGACAAAACCGUAUAUCUAUUGCGUCAUUUGUAACGAUUUUAUUAUCAUUGUGUUUACUUAUAAUUAUAUUAUAAAUUUAGUUCUCUAUGUACAUAGUAAAUAAAUUAUUUUUUAAAUAUA
This is a messenger RNA of Psylliodes chrysocephalus, 1550 nucleotides long. The record is from the annotation of a GenBank genome assembly. NCBI's taxonomy places the organism in Eukaryota, Metazoa, Arthropoda, Insecta, Coleoptera, Chrysomelidae.